AUUAUGUUAAUCUCGCAGCACACGGCAUAGUUCUUUCUUCUUUGUCUUGCUAUAAAGUCUUUGGUUCGCUGGUUUUUGACAUCAAUCAGCUGGAAUCUUGUACUUUUGUGGAAAUUUGUGUGUAUUAAAUUCUCCAGACUGUAGAACUCAAGCCAUGGACCAGGAUCCAGCUAUGUGGAUAAAAAAAGAGGAAACAGAUGAAGAAGACCCCAUGUGUGUUGAAGAUCUAUUGGAACUAUCUUGGUCCACUGAUAUUGUCAAGGAGGAUCCUGAUGUAAAUGUUGAAGUGAAUGUAACUCAGAAUAUUGUGGCAACGUCAACAAGAUACGCAUGCGAUAGUGCAAGAUUCAUUCAGAGUACUGGUGGGAGCUGUGGCAUUUCAUUUGAAGAAACUCUUCACCAUGGACUGCUCAAGGAUGAGCUGGAGGUACGUAGGGAGAAAUCAACACAUGAGUGCAGUAUUCAUGCAGAAGAAUUUACUGUGAAUGAGGAUAGCUCAUUUGGCACCAGAUAUGAUUCUGGUGUGAGGGAAAAGGAAUUUCAUGUAUAUAGUUGUAAUUUCUGCCUACAAAGCUUUCAUUCAAAAUACAGACUCAUAAAGCAUGUGUUUAUGCAUAUUGAUGGUGUGCAACCACCUUCGUAUGUUUGCAAAUGGUGUGGUGAGGUAUUUCACAGUAAUGUAAGCUUGAAAAAGCAUUUGAGAACGAGUGAGAAUCAUGAAGUCUUAACUGUUGGCAACCAUGAAAAUUAUGGCUGUAGUGAUGAGUAUCAAAGCAGUAUCUAUUUGUAUAGUGAGCCAGAAGUUUCUGUCACAGAACACAAUGAGGAGAAUUCAUAUAAGGAAACUUGGAAAGCUUCAAACAAGUCCUGUAAUGACAUAUGUAAUACACGUAUGGCAAAUGAUGCAGAGAUAACAAGUGAUUAUGGAACUUUACCAACAAGUGUUAAUGUCAGCGCCCACAAUGCUGAACGUACCGCAAACAGAAUCCACAAAUGUGAUAUGUGUGGCAAAUCUUUUACUAGCUCACAUUAUCUCAAGGCACAUAUAUUAUUUCACACUGGAAAGAAAUCUCACAAAUGUGAUAUUUGUGGCAAGUCGUUUGUUUUGUUGAGUACUCUGAAGAGACACUCUCUAAUCCACACUGGAGAGAAACCGUACCAAUGUGCGAUUUGUGGCAAAUCCUUCGGUGUGUUGGAUACUCUCAAGACCCAUUCGCUAAUACACACCGGAAACAAACCUCACAAAUGCGAUAUUUGUGGCAAAUCCUUUGUCGCGUUAGGUGCUCUCAAGAGGCACGCAUUAGUUCACACAAGAAUGAAACCUCACAAGUGCGAUAUUUGUGGCAAAUCCUUUACUUUGCUCUGUACUCUCAAGUCACAUGCACUAAUUCACACUGGAAAGAAACCACACAAAUGUGAGAUUUGUGGCAAAUAUUUUGCUACUUUAGCGUAUUUCAAUCGUCACAAAUUAAUACACGCUGCAGACAGGCCCCACAAAUGUGAUAUUUGUGGCAAAUCUUUUCCUGUGUGGAGCGCUCUCAAGAAACACACAUUGAUUCACAAUGGAGAGAAACCUCACAAAUGUGAAAUCUGCGGCAAAUCCUUUGCUCUGAUGGCUAAUUUAAAGAGCCAUGCAGUGGUUCACACUGGAGAGAAACCACACAAAUGCGAUGUCUGUGAGAAAUCCUUUUCUUUGUUGUGUGCUCUCAAGAGGCAUUCAUUAAUUCACACUGGAAGUAAACCUCACAAAUGCAAUAUUUGUGGCAAGUCCUUUGCUGUGUUGUGGGCUUUCAAGACACAUACAUUAAUUCACAGUGGAGAGAAACCACACAAAUGUGAGAUAUGUGGCAAAUCUUUUGCUACGUCAGGUUAUUUCAACCGACACAAAUUAAUACACACUGGAAAUAGGCCGUACAAAUGUGAUAUUUGUGAUAAAUCUUUUGUUAUGUUUUGUGACCUCAAGAAACAUUCAAAGAAACAUUCAUUAAAACAGUCGUUAAUUCACACUGAAAAGAAAACUUACAAAUGCGAUGUAUGUGGCAAAUCUUUUGGUAGGCCUUGUAAUCUCAACCAGCAUUCAAUAAUACACACGAGAAAGGGGCCCAACAAGUGAGGUUUUUGUGGCAAAUCUCUUGCUAUGUCAGACAUUCUCAAGAGAUGAGCAUUCAUUCACACCAGGAAUAAGCCUUACAAAUGUGAUAUUUGAGGCAAAUCAUUUGCUAGACACAGCGUUCGUAUGCACUCGAAGGAGACCCCACAAAUAUGAUAUCUGUGACUGAAGUUUCACUCAGUUGGGUACUCUCAAGACACAUGUAUUACUUCACAUCAUAAAAAGCUACAAGAAAGUGUUAGUUCAAACAAUUCAGUUUCCCUGUCUGGUGCCCUCAACGCCUAUAAAAUAGCGGAUGUAGCAGGAAGACAAUACAAGUGUGAUGACCAUUCAAUAACUUUAAAAUGUGUUAGAGUUGUGAAAAAAGUGCAGCAAUGUGUAUUACAGAGUGGUAACAGAUAGUGUGACAAUAUAAAACUCCAGUCUGCAGCCUUAAAAGUGAAGAAACUUUAGUGUUAAAUAUUGCAGAUAGAUAAAUCAACUUUGUUUUUGUUAACUCAAUUUUUCUUAUCAAACUUGAGACAAGAAGUUUGUGAAUUGUGAUAAAUUGUUCACCUGUGUCAGUAAUUAUAAGUACCAUGUAGUAUUCAGUGUAAGGCCGAGGAGAUUUGACGAUUUACUGCUUAUUAUUAGAAAGAUAGUCAUCAUGUGAUACUUGACACUCUGCAUUAGAGGCACAGUGACAGCAAAAAUAUGUUCAUGGGACAUACUUCACUCAGGCUAGGAAACUCCCUACCAGAGAACUAUGAUUAUGGCACUUAUUUUACUUAGGUAUGCUUUCUCAAGAGAUUUGCUGCAUAGGUAACUAAUAGUGUGUACAUCCAUGUUCUGUUAGUAGUACUACUCCAUUAAUAAAUAUGUUAUAGCAACAUACAUAUGCUGAUAUACCAAAAUCUUAUGAUCACCUGCUUAAUAGUUUGUUUGUCAACCUUUGGAUCACUAUACAUUCACAGUUUUUCAUGAUAUGGACUUGACAACUCGUUCACAUGUUUUUGGAACUGUUGCAUCAGAUAGUUAUACAUAGGUUACUCAGUUUCUGUAAAUUUUUGCCUUGUAGUUUUUUGGAUGCAGACGUUUUGCCUGAUAUCACAGAUGUAAAUAGCAUGGUUGAGACAUCAGUUUUAGUUACCAUGCACCACAGACCACUGUGGAGCGAUUCUGGUCAUGUGAUGUGGAGAGUUACCCUGCUGGAAGAUGCCUGCACUUCGGGCUAGCACAUUUGGCAUGAAAAAAAUAUAUGCAGUCACAGUAAAGGUCACUUAGUCUGCAGCUGUCAUGAUACAUUUGAUUACUACCAGAUAUCCUAAAGGAUCCCAGGUGAACGCCCCCAUAGCAUAAUGUUGCCUCCAUUGUGUAUUGCAACAUUUGUGUGGCUGCACCACAAUUGUUUUCCAUCAUUAUAUGUGCCACAAAUUGCUACCUGUCCAGCUUCACAGAGCAGGCAAGCCCCUGACAUCCAUGAUUUCUGAAGAAGUGUGGAUGUAUUAGUGGAUGUAUUACACCUUUUCAUCAUGUUAUAGAUUUAUCACCCUUCAGCCACUUUCCACAGAUGUUCAUAAGAGUAGCAUACAACCAGCCAACAAGCUUCACGUCUUUCAGGUGGUUAGUUCCCAGUUGUCAUGCCAGAACAAUUUGCCCUUCGCUAAAGUCACUUAUGUCAUUGGGUUUACAUGUUCACAACCCAUCUCAUUGGUAGAAUAAAUCCUUGUUUAUUUCUGAUUUGCUGAUUUACUUACUGCAUCACAUGCCUACAACAAGCGACAUUCAGUCUGCUGGUGGACAGUGUACAUGACUUUUUGCUCAUCAGUGCAUCAACAUGUCACAAGCAAAAAUGUGUAAUCUAACAAAUUCAUUGUGCUUGGUUGCCAUUUAUACCAGUGUGCAAUAGGUAUAUUUUUUUGUGAAAUUUUAUUGUUUCAUAACUCUGUACAUGAUUCAGAGGUAAUAUAGAUAAGUGUUAUGCACCAAAGCUCUCAAUUAUUUAUUCAGCAUUUAAUACUGUGUAAGCACUACACAGAAUGAAAUAGGUAAACAUUAGGUGUUAUAGAUUGAUUACCAUUAUUUAUAUACAUGAGAACACCACUUGGAGCUCAGAAUGUGAUAACUCAAUACAUGAAUUUAAUCCAAAUCAUUAAAUUUUUAUUGUACUGAAUAAAUAAAUCAAGUGAGCAUUCUUUUUUAUUGUGUAUUGUGUUAUAUUUCAAAGAUGUUUCCAUUGUGGAU
Messenger RNA from Schistocerca cancellata (South American locust), 4333 nucleotides. Its product is annotated as zinc finger protein 737-like. Gene Ontology annotation, cellular component: nucleus. The transcript is spliced from 5 exons. The coding region runs from base 155 to 2113 and encodes 652 amino acids. The record is from RefSeq and is a predicted model, not a curated record. NCBI's taxonomy places the organism in Eukaryota, Metazoa, Arthropoda, Insecta, Orthoptera, Acrididae.